AUGCAGUACAAAAGUCUUAUCGUUGCGCUGUACGGUGUCGGAGCAUCAUGUUCUGCUCUACGACCACCAAUUGAAAGACGCGCAACGACAGAAAUUCCUUCAGACUCUUUCAACUCCCUUGAAACAUACUGGAAUUACCUGUAUCCCUGGGGAGCAAUACACAAUGGUGGCGCCCGAAUGGAUGAGGAACACGUCUCCGUCACUGAUGGCGUUCUCACUCUGACUGCUGAGCCACGAGAUGACCAAGAAGAUCCCAUGCACUAUCUUUCUGGAGCAAUUCACGCCAAAUCAACAUUCACUGUUUCUGCUGGUGGUGGUUACGAUAUCAGUGCUGACGAGCGGAUGGCCCCUGAGAUUGAUAUUGCCGAGUGGAAAGGUUCUGGAAAGAUUUCUUUCAACACAUUCAAUACUUCUGAUGAGGUCACCGCACUUGAUAGGGACUUCCCAAACCCUGAGGAAUGGCAUUUUGUUCGUGCUGAACUGCGUGAUGAGAAUGGUCAUGAUGUGAGAGUCAAGUUUUUCCUCGAUGGUGUUGAGCAGACUACGCAAUAUGGUCGCGACUACAUUGGGGCGGGUCUACGUCUGAUUGUCAACUAUCAGACUGAAGGAUCUUCUGGAUCACCUGGUCCCACAACGUUUGACAUGUCUCUGCCUGUACUGAUUCAUGUGUCAUAG
This is a messenger RNA of Fusarium musae, 675 nucleotides long. RefSeq lists its product as uncharacterized. The record is from RefSeq and is a predicted model, not a curated record. Bases 1 to 675 code for a protein of 224 amino acids. The transcript is spliced from 4 exons. NCBI's taxonomy places the organism in Eukaryota, Fungi, Ascomycota, Sordariomycetes, Hypocreales, Nectriaceae.